Lagopus muta (rock ptarmigan) is the source of this 7824-nucleotide messenger RNA. It is a transcript of the gene RALGPS1, whose product is annotated as Ral GEF with PH domain and SH3 binding motif 1. Gene Ontology annotation, cellular component: plasma membrane. Lineage: Eukaryota; Metazoa; Chordata; Aves; Galliformes; Phasianidae. The transcript is spliced from 23 exons. Bases 578 to 2311 code for a protein of 577 amino acids. Gene Ontology annotation, biological process: Ras protein signal transduction; positive regulation of GTPase activity. The record is from RefSeq and is a predicted model, not a curated record. Gene Ontology annotation, molecular function: guanyl-nucleotide exchange factor activity.
CGUCUCCUCCCUUGGAUCCCCCCUCGCCGGCGCGGGCCUCGUUGUCAGUGGCUGUAAGCGGGCGGGCUGCGGCUCUCUCCUGCUGCCGGGCCGCCGAUAUCGAGAAGGUUCGCGGGCGUCGCCCGGGGCCGCGGGCUCUGGGACAGAAAUUUCUCCAAAAUAAAUAUUUAGAUACUUUCUGAAGGAACAUGUUAAACCAAAGAAAUUGAGAAGAUGGAAACUUUGUGGAAGCUUUCCUAGUUCCUUUAGCAGAUGGUACAAAAUGUAAGGAUUUUGAUAUAUUCUACAGUUGUUUAUGGCAUGAUUUGAGUUAAGUCUUGAAGAAACCAAAACGAGAUGGUGUUUACCGAUAACCACAGCCAUAUCUGACUGGGAAUUUUACUGACUGUGUGAGCAAGAGAUGCAGGUAAUUCGCAGGAAUGUCAUGCUUGUAAACAAGAUAAAAACUACUCUAUGGUCAGAGGUGUCGAGUCUGAACAAUGGCCUACUGAAGAUGUGUGGCAAAAUGGGUUGAAUGAGUGCAGAACUACUUUAUUCUUGCUGGUGGAGCUGAAAAUUGUUGCUUCUUGGUGCGAGCAUGUAUAAAAGGAAUGACUUCAUGGCCAAUGUGAUGGUCGCCUCUGCCACUCCAGAGGGUAGUAGCAGCUCAGAUUCUCUGGAAGGCCGAAGUUCAGAUUAUGCCAAUAAGAGUUAUGAUGCUGUUGUAUUUGAUGUAUUAAAAGUAACUCCUGAGGAGUUUGCUAGCCAAAUUACAUUAAUGGAUAUACCAGUAUUUAAAGCUAUACAGCCUGAGGAACUAGCCAGCUGUGGAUGGAAUAAGAAAGAAAAGCAUAUCCUUGCUCCAAAUAUUGUUGCCUUCACUAGGAGGUUUAACCAGGUCAGUUUCUGGGUUGUACGAGAAAUAUUAACAGCACAGACAUUAAAAAUAAGGGCAGAAAUACUGAGCCAUUUUGUGAAAACUGCUAAAAAGCUUCUAGAGCUGAAUAAUCUCCAUUCUCUUAUGUCUGUGGUGUCAGCACUGCAAAGUGCACCCAUCUUCAGACUGACCAAAACCUGGGCUCUUUUGAAUCGCAAAGAUAAGGCCACUUUUGAGAAGUUAGACUACUUACUUUCUAAAGAAGACAAUUAUAAAAGAACACGAGAGUACAUCAGAAGCUUAAAAAUGGUUCCAAGUAUUCCAUAUUUAGGAAUUUAUCUCUUCGACUUAAUCUACAUUGAUUCUGCAUAUCCUGCUUCAGGCAGCAUUAUGGAAAAUGAACAAAGAUCCAAUCAAAUGAACAAUAUUCUCCGAAUAAUAGCUGAUCUGCAAGUCUCCUGUAACUAUGAACAUCUUACAACACUACCCCAUGUACAGAAGUAUUUGAAGUCUGUCCGUUACAUCGAGGAACUUCAGAAAUUUGUGGAAGAUGACAAUUACAAAUUAUCAUUAAGAAUUGAGCCAGGUAACAGCUCUCCUCGACUGGUUUCCUCCAAAGAAGAUCUGACAGGUCCAGCUGAAGUGUCAGCAGUUAUGAAAUUCAGCAGGAGACCAACAUGUCCCGAUACCUCAGUAGCAGCAAGUCUGUCUACGCCUCCUAUACCAAGGCAUAGGAAGAGUCACAGCCUGGGAAACAACAUGAUGUGUCAGUUCAGUGUGGUGGAGAGCAAAAGCGCCACUUUCCCGACAGAGAGGCCGCGCCACCUUCUGGAUGACAGCGUCCUGGAGUCACAGAGCCCGACCCGCAGCCACAUGCUGAACUCGCUUUUCACCAAUGGCAUUUCCAUAGAUAGCAGUGAAAGCUCAGAAUUUAGUGAGGAGCUGCCGUCAGGGCUUGAAAGGGGCCGUUUAUAUGCCACACUGGGGCCGAAUUGGAGGGUGCCAAUCCGGAAUUCUCCCAGGAGUCGAAGCUGUAUCUACAGCCCAACAGGAGCCUGCAGCUGCACAUUAGGUAGUUCCAUGGGAGUAGUUACCAUGGAAGGCCCCUUAAGAAGGAAAACAUUGCUCAAAGAAGGCAAGAGACCUACUCUUUCUUCAUGGACUAGAUACUGGAUUAUGCUUUCAGGAUCAAAUCUUCUGUACUUUGGAGCAAAAUCUUUAAGAGGCAAUGAAAGAAAACAUUAUAAAUCUACACCUAGUAAAAAGAUAUCCAUUGUGGGCUGGAUGGUGGCACUGCCUGAUGACCCUGAACAUCCUGAUAUUUUUCAGCUAAAUAACCCUGACAAAGGUAAUGUUUACAAGUUCCAGACUGGUUCAAGGUUUCAUGCAAUAUUAUGGCAUAAGCAUUUGGAUGAUGCGUGCAAAAGCAACAAGCCUCAGCCUUCUCCAGGCUGAAUGUGCCCAGCUCUCUCAGUAUGUCUUCAUAUGGGAAGUGCUCCAUUCCUCCAGUCAUCUUCAUGGCCCUCCUCUGGACCCUCUCCAACAGCUCCACAUCUUCCCUGUACUGGAGGCCUGUAUGGGAACUACUGAAUCAUGGCCUGAAUCUCUGAUUGACCACCUGAGGUGAGCAAUGAGUCAUCCCUGGGAGCACAGGUGAAGGCAAUUCACCUGUGCUAUGAGAAGGGGAGCCUUGCUCCACCUCUUCUAGAUCCCAUUUAAAUGCUGACUAUCACUGGGGAAGGAUUUCUUUUGGAGUUUUCUCAGCGAGCCCAGGAUAAGGGUAAGCUUUCCAUCCAUUCUUCUUUAGCAUGGUCACCUGUUUAGCCUAACUUUUUUGUAUGUUUCUUAAUUAUAAUGUCAGUAUAUUGAUUGAUUAUACAGGGCCCCACACCUGGUUGCAGUAUUCCAGAUGGAGCAUCAUGAGGGCAGAGUACAGAGGGACAGUCACCUCCCCAUCCCUGCCUGCCACCCCUCUUCUGAAGGAUCUCGGGAUACUAUUGGCCUUCUGUGCUGCAAGAGCACACCUCUGGUUCAUGAUCAGUUUUUCAUCCACCAGGAUCCCGAAGUCCUUCUCUGCAGGGCUACCCUCAAGGAGUUCUUCUCCCAGUCUGUAUAUAUAUCUGGGACUACUCCAACCCAAGUGUGAAACUUUGCACUUUGCUACGUUGAACCUCAUUAAGUUCACGCAGGCUCACCUUUGAAGUUUGUUGAGGUCCUGGAUGGUGUCCCUUCCAUCUGUGUCAACCACAGCACUUGGCUUGAUGCCCAAGGGAGCAAUUUUCAAAAUUAAAAAAAAAAAACAAAAAAAAAACUAUAAUUGAUCCAAGAAGGGUGAUUGAAGGAUCCAUCCACUGUAUUCUAGAGGUGUUUGCAUGUGGCUGGGAAGAGCCCAGUGAUAUUGUUACAUAACAUUGCAGAAAAGCUUACAAAUCAAAUUCAUAAUAUAAUUCUCAACAGGGAUGUAUCAUUUUGGUGAUGUAAUAUACAUCUUUGGCUGUGAAAGUGAAACUUACUAAGUAAGUUAAGAGUUUCAAGUGCAGCAAUGAAAUUUAGAGUUCUUGCAAGAGACAUUUAAUGCUAUGUUCUCUGUAACAUGCAAUCAUGAAGGUAAUCUGUCUACCAGAAGAAGAAAACUAAAAUGUAUGGAACUCAACAUUACAAGUUAGUGUUGCAGAUCCAGCAUGAAUGUAAGAAUACCAGCACAAUUUUACUACAGGAAUGAUUCAGCUAGCAACUGCUGUGUAAUUUACUGGUGCAAAUUACUAGACUUCAUCAUUAUGUAAUAAUCAAAUUUCCCUUCACUUAAAAUUUAUUAGUGUUUGUUUUGGCAGGUUUUUUUUUUUUUUUUUUUUUUUUAUUUCUCUAUUUUACACAAGAUAAUUACAUAUCUGACUGUCUCUGGGGUGAAGUCCGCAGUUUUCUCCAACACAACUUGGCUCCACUGUGAUCUCUACAGUACUUCGUGUGCUAUUUGCUCGUCAUCUCUGUAUGCUGAUGAGUGAGCAUGUCCCCUUGCACGGCUGCUGGAUCGAUGUGAGCGGGCUCGUGCAUUGCACGAAGGGCUCUGCCGUACGGCAGUUCGGUGGUCCCGUUCUGCUUCCGGAUCGGUUUUGGGCCGAGACACGAGAGACGUCACUCCGCCUCGCGCUCUUGCCUAGGAUCUCCCCGACGGCUGCAUCGGGAACCUGCGCGGGCGGCUGCAGCGAAGGCGCUUCGCUUUGCGGCGUCCCAGAGGCGCGAGCGAGUUCCUCGCCGCGGCCCGGCUGGCUCUCGCGGGGGGCUACGCCAGGCCGCGCCGUCACGCUAUGACUCAGCCCCGGGCGAGGGGUGCAUGAGUACGGGAGAACGGCUCCACCCGGACCGGCGGGGGUGAGCGCGCAGGAGCUAGAGCAGCGCGGGUCCUUCUGGGCCCCGCAGGGCGGAGCACGUGGUUCCGCAGCCGCUCGCAGGGCGUCCCGCGGCCGUAGCGCUGCCCAAGGCACUCGAAUCCCAACUCGGCCGCCACCGCCUUCCCCAGCGGCAGGUGGCAGGGGCGGGCGGCCCCGACUUUCCUCCCUCUGCGGCAGCGGAGGCCGUAGCGGAGCCGGCACAGAGGUACUCGGAGUAGCUGCUGCUGUUGGUGAUGCAGAGUUAGCUCGGGAGGGGCACGAGGGCUCCCCUUCUGCUCUCGUAUCCGCACGAGGCUCCGACGGCAGCAGCGCUGCUGCAGUGGGAAAGGCGAAGUCGCGGAGCGGUGAACGUGGGGCGCGGAGAAGGGUGCGCUGCUGCCGAGACGUUCGUCAGUUGGUUCUGCCGCGCGGUAAGUAAGGGCUUCUGUCUUUAGGUUCCUAUACGGGAUUCUAUAAUGUGCACCACUUGGAAAAGGGACUCGUUUACCAGGAGCAAGGCUAUUGUUUUAGUUAAAGAAACAGCAAAUAAGAAAGGUGAUAGUCCUGUUUUGGGGAUACUGUUGCUAACAUCUGAACGGUAUGUUUUAAAUAUUUGAUAAUCAUAAAAGACAAAUUUUUAAUAUAUAUAUCUCUGUUUGAAGAAACUCCAAGUGUGGGAGUGUAAUUUUACAUUUAGAGAAUGCAUAGCUUAUUGAGAGAACAGUUUCAGUGUGUUGUGGUUAACCCUGAUAGGCAGCAAAGCCCCCCGCAGAUGCACUGUUACCACAUCUCCACCCUCCCCCGGCAGAGGAUACAGAAGUGGAAAGGUAAAAAUGAGAAAACAUGGGCUUAGCCAUGUUAAAGGCAGUGUUACAGAUAAAGCAAAACUUCCUGAAUAACCAACAAGGAAUUCAUUUGCUACUUCCCAUCAUAAAGCUACUGUUUAGCCAUUUGCAGGAAAGCAGGGCUUCAUCAUGAGUAACAGUUACUUGGGAAAACAAACGCUAUAACUGUGUUCUCCCCUCUGGUCUGCUUUGGGGCAGCCAUCCCAGCUGUCUUUACUCCACAUUUCUCGUACACCUCCAACUGACUGCUCACAGAUGCCCAAGGUGAGAAUCAGGAAAGGCCUCAGCUCUGUGUCAGCGCUGUUCAUGAGUAACUAAAACAUUUUGUUACCAACACUGUUCCAGUCACAAAUCUUAUUUGCUACAAUGAAGAAAAUUAAAUCUCUCCCAGCCAAUACUGAUACAGAUUAUGAGUUGAAGUGACAAUAUUAAAUGUUGUUGUGAAACUUUUGCUGGUCUGUUUCUGUCCAAGAUUGCAAAGCCUAUUUGUUUACAAAACGAGAAAUUGGUGUUUUUUUUGUUUUACAGCAGAGUGUUUAUGUGUGUUCCAAGAAAGGUGUGGCUAGGGAAAGGUGAUGUUGCAAACUAAGUAGAUGAUAUUGGCUUCUUUGUAUUUAGGAAAGAAAUAACCGGUUUAAUUGUUAUAGAACAAUAUUUUACCAGCAAUUAAACACCAGUAAUUAAAUAAUUUAAACCUUCAAAAAUUAUGCUUCUGCCUUUGAUUCAUGUAAAAGAGGGAGAACACUGGCAUUUCAAAGAGAAGAAUUUAAACUAUCAUCAGAUAGUUAUUUAAAAAAAAAAAAAAAUCGUGAAAAUCUUGUUCAAGAUGUUGAAAUGUUUGUCAAUCUUUGAAACUUAUUUCAAUUUAAACACCAGCGUUUUGUGCCAUUGCUUUUGGCAAAGCUAUAAAGCAGAGAAGAGAGAAUGCUAUUUAUGACAAAUAAUAAAUUAAUAAGGCUUUUCACUAAUGGUGGACUUGUUUUAGGUAGAUCCCAGAUAAACCAAAUGUUAGAAUGUGUAGUGUUGCUGUUCUGUUAAUUCUACUGCUACUUUUUGGAGUCUGAAGUUUUGUAAUCACCUCUAUCAACUGACCCUUUGGAAUGCAUUUGUUUUGCCCUGACCCACCCUAAGGCUGGAAGGUAGAGGAAUAAGGUGAAAUUUAUUAGAAUAUAUAUAUAAACAUGUAUAUAGCAUGUAUAUAUUAGUGUGUAUAUAUAUGUGUGUGUGUGUGUGUGUGUGUAUGUGUGUAUAUAUAUAUAUAUAUAUAUAUAUAAACAAUGUAGACGUUGUGAAAAUUCUGAGAUGAGCAGCAUAAACUGUCUUCAGCUGUCUCAACACUGUAUUGAACAAAAGAUUGAGAUGUAUGGGAAUUCUAAAGCCACAUACAGGGCUUUAGAAAUUUUUAGAAGGACUGCAAAAAAAACAAAAACAGAAAAAAAAAAAACACAAACAAACAAAAAGCAUUAACUCAAUUGACAAGAAAUCUUUAUUAUGAGCUUGCAACAAAGGACAAGCUCAAAUGCAUCUGACCAAUGGUAUGCAUAUGCAAAAAGUAUAAAUCUUAGCAUAUAUUUUAAAAGAACAUUUCCAGUAACUGUAAAGUUUUUUCACUGUCAUUUGCAAAUAUUUCUGAUCACCUGUGCUAGAGACUAACUGAAACUUGGCCAUUUGCACAAAAGCAAUUGGUCAGGAGUGUUUCUUGUAAGAUAUUGGAACAUCCUGUAUUGCUUGAUGAAAAAGUAAUAAAAAUGAAGACUGAAAGGAGAUAUGACUGCAGUCCAUUAAUGCAGGAGGGAGGAAGAAAGGCUUUUUACUCUUAGUAGCAGUACUGAAGAAGAACUAACUGGUGCAAAGCAGUUAUAAUGAUAUCAUUAGAUUGAUUUAGUAUUAAAGCAAAUCUGAAUCAUAUUCUAUUUGAAUUGUAACUGGAAUUAAAGCACUAAGCCUGAAUGAAUUAUUAAAACAAAAUAAACUCUUUCAAAUAUGCUGGCAGCAUAUUUUUGAGGUUUUGAGGUACCAAGUACUCUCUAUACUGAGGAAGUAUAAAUGUACUGUUCCUUGUUAAUCUGACAUUAUAUAUUUCCUGACUAGAUUUCUCUGCUGUUAACCUCAGGAGACGCAAAUUCAUGAAUCGCGUGUCAGGAGGACUAUUAAUGUCAUUUACAAAAUAGCUAGGUAUUUAUUUUCUUCAGCAUUCAGUUUUCUGGGGUGUCUUGAGUUCUUUGUUCAGCUCUUUGUCUUUGCUUUUGGAAUCUGUUGUUGUUUUGAGAUGUCUCUCACACUUCCUCAUCAGAACAUGUAAUUACCUACCUCAAUUGAGCUGAUAGAAUGUUACAGAAAGAGAAACGUGCAUUACUGAAAACAAACAAACAAAAAAGCACAAACAUAUAUUUAAAAAGUUAUUUUCAAAUAUGCAUGUGAACUGCAGGAUUAAAUUUCCAGAAGAAAACUUACCGAAGUAGCACUAAAAUACCCCACCCAAGUGCCUAGUUUGAUUUGCUUGAACAACUCCAUAUUCAAGUUUGUAAUGUAAAUGAAAUUCUUGGGAGGCAGCUGUGUUCUUUGCGUAAGAGAAGUAAAACUUGUUUCUCAGGUAGGUGUGGUUACUAUUACGCACAUUACAGAACACCAACCAUUUGAAGUAGAAGGUACUGGCAAGUGUCUUAGGUAUUGUACUAGGAUUGUUUUUCCCUCAAUAUUGUACUAUUUUGAACAAUUCUUGCUCUUUAUCUUAGAGGAAAAAAAAAAAACAAAA